CAGAAAAAAUGGUCGAGAUGCAGUGCAUCUUGCUGCUGCUGCUGCCGGUGUUGGCAGUGCAGAUAGCCUUCCAUACGGUCCGGUGCGAGUUCCAGUUCACGGUGACACCGCAGAGCCGGCAGGUGUACGAAGGUGAACCGGUCGCGUUCGAGUGCCGUGCCCUGUUCGACGAUGAGAUCGACUUUUCCUGGACGCUGAACGGUGUACCACUGUCGGUGCAGGAGCAGCAGCCGCAGUCACAGCGAGCGGCACGACUACCGCGCCUUUACCAAAAUGGCUCCAAUCUGCACAUCCGCGCCGUCAAUGGAACGCUGGAUCGGGGUGACUACGUCUGUCUGGCGACGGCACGAGCUUCCGGGGCGCGCGUCGCUUCACCACCGGCCCGUCUCGACGUAAUUGCCAUUGCACCGCCGGUCGUACAGCUGCUCAAGCACGAUGCGGAUCGAGGUAGCAUUACACUGAAAUGCCACUCGGCCAACCUGUUGGAAGGUACAGCUGCCGAUGGACGACCGUUGACUGCUGCCACCGCUGGUGUUGGUGCUGCUGGUGAUGAUGAGGUGCACGCCGAAUGGUACAGAAAUGAAAUGAAACUGACCAAAUCGGCUCACAUCGAGGUGCAGCGCCGUAAGCUGCACAUCAGAAAUGUCUCCUCGAAGGACAACGGCAUCUACAGCUGCAUCUUGGUGAUUACGUCGCGCCAUACCGAACCAGGACACCGCAUUACCCUGCGAAGUGUCAAGAACUAUCGGUUGAAGUUAAAACCGGGAGCACUCUAUGGAGAGGGCAAUGGUAAGAUCGAUUGCAGCAAAAACCGGAACCUAUUGCUGUGCCGUGGCAAGCGCGGUGACCGACAGCUCAGUGGUGCGACCACCAUCGAAGAUCUGGCCUGGGCUAGCAAUCUUCCCCAGUCAGACGAACCUCAACCGGUCGCUCCGGCACAGCUUCAGCAAGCAGCGGCCAACAGUGCGGCACCGGUACGGAUCGUCCUACAUCCCGUGACGACCGUCGUCAACGAAAGCCAAUCGGCCAUCUUUAACUGUGGAUUCCGUGCGCUAUCCAACGAGAGUGGCGCUAGUGCUGGUGGGUUUGUGGUGCGAUGGCGCAAGGAUGGUAAGGUAAUCCGGAAGUGGGACACUGCCGGUGACGGCGGAUCAGCGCUGACCACAAUCGGUUCCGUUGAUGAGUCGUUCGGUGCCACGGAAAGUAGUAGCAGUAACAGUGGUAGUAGCUCCAUGUUCCGGGAUGAUGCACGAAUUCACGUAGACCGAACGAAUGGAUCGCUCGUGUUCAGCUCGGUAGUGGCGAGCGAUGAGGGCAGUUACGAUUGCCAGAUAACGAACAACGCAACCGAGUUCCUGGUUAGCUCGACGGCCGCUGAACUUCAAAUUAUCUCCAACUUACGCUUUACACCGAAACCACCGACGACGAAGAACCUAGAGCUUGGUUCCAUCGCGAAGAUCCACUGUAAGGCGCAGGGUACACCUACCCCAACCGUCCACUGGACUGUCGAGGGUAACCGAAGCGGAGGAGCUUCUGCGGAUCCUGGGAAGGUCGGAUCGACCAAUCCACUGCCCGAAACGGUCGAGGAUGUCAAUGGAACGCUCGUGUUCCGUGCCGUGACGGCCGAUCAUCGAGGGAACUACGUCUGUGUCGCUUCCAACAGUCAGGGUGAGAUCCGGGCAUCGGUCGCGGUGAACGUGGUGGUCGCUCCGAAGUUCGUGACGGCACCGGAAGGAACGGUGCAGGUGUCGGAGCUCGGUACGGUGCAGUUCCACUGUGUCGCAACCGGUGAUCCCAAACCGACCAUCCAGUGGGAUAAGGAUCUUCAGUAUCUACAUAGUGCGGCCGGGCAGACGACCGGUAGUGGCAGCAGCAAUAGCAGCAGCAGCAGCAGUAGUGAGAUACCGGAGGAGCGUGUCCGUGUACUGGCAAACGGGACACUCGUGCUGACGGAGGUACAUCUAGACGAUGAGGGACGUUACGGUUGUACCAUCGGUAACAGUGCUGGCUUGAAGCGCGAGGAAGUGCAUCUUAUCGUGCGACCAUCCGACGGUAUGGCACUGCCGGAGGAAUCGGCCGAAGAUGGAUUCCUGAUUACGCGCGCCGUCCUCAUCACCAUGUCGGUGGCCUUCGCCUACAUCAUCCUGGUGGUGGGGCUAAUGAUCUGGUGCCGCCAUCGGCGAGCGGCCCGUAAGGCACGUCUCGAUCUGGGCUCGAAGGAGAACGGCGAUGCGGUCGAUAUGCGGAACUGCGAGAUCGAACCGUGCCUUCCGGAGAAAUCGGGAUCCUCACCGGGCCGUACGAAAAAGCUGAAGAACGGUUCGGCUGGUGGUGGUGCCGCUGGUAAAGAGGGUAAUACUGAUAAGGACGGUGGACAGGAUAAGAGUGACGAUACGGUCAACUCGAACAAAUCGAAAAAGUCAUCCGGUUCGGGUAGUGGAGCCCAGCUCGAGCAGCUAACUGUACCGAGGACGGCCAUCGUGGAGAUGCUACAGAUUGGCAAGUGUGACUUUGGCGAUGUGUUUAUCGGGAAGAUCCGCGAGAACGAUUGCCGUUUACCGGCACCACGGAAAGACACAGGACCACAGGAACCGGUGACCGGUGAUGAGGUCGGUGUGGCACCAUCGACGGAAACUGGUAACGGUGGUGUGGGUGCGGUUGAUGAGCUGGUGACGGAGAAUGAACGCAGCCGACGGCCCUCGAACGGAGAGCUGAAUGCUAUCCGGCCCGAGAACGACUACAAACCGGUAAUGGUGAAGGCGCUGACCAAGGUGAAGGAUGAACACUGCUGCCAGGAGUUCCGCCGGCAGCUGGAACUGUUCCGUACCGUCGCCCAUCGCAACGUGGUGCAGGUGUUUGGGUUAUGCCGGGAUAAGGAUCCACACUAUCUCCUGCUCGAGUACACCGAUUGGGGUGAUUUGAAGCAGUUCCUGCUGGCAACCUCCCCCAAAACGACGCCACCGAAUGGCACGGUCGAGAAGGUAGCCUCGGGGACACAAGCGGCCAAGCCGCCACCACUCAACGUGCCACAGAUUCUUGCGCUCGCCCAUCAGAUCGGUCGUGGUAUGGAUGCCAUCUAUAAGGCUCGCAUCAUCCACAAGGAUUUGGCCACACGGAACUGCAUCAUCAGCAGUGACUUCUCGGCAAAGAUCUCGAUGCCGGCACUGGCACGGGACAAGUACAGUCGGGAGUACUGCCGGCACCGGAACCAGCUGAUGCCGGUGCGCUGGUUGGCACCGGAGUGCUUCCACGAGGACGAUUGGUCGAUCAAGAGCGAUGUGUACGCGUUCGCCGUGCUGGUCUGGGAGCUGUUCACCAAUGCGACCGAGCUACCGUUCAAGGAGCUGACGGACGAGGAGGUGAUCUCGAGCGCCGCUCAACCCGGCAAACUGGAACGUCAGGUGGCCGACGGUACGCCCGAGGCGUUGCACAAGAUUUUGACAACAUGUUGGUCGACCAAUCCGAAGGAACGGCCAUCCUUCAGCCAGCUAGUGGUAGCCAUCGGUAACUGCCUGCAGAGCGAGUAUCCCAAGGAGCCGGCGGAGUGAAGUCAUUCGUAUCUUUAAAAACAUCGCCGCACAGGCGUAAUCUCAUAUUUUCUCUCCGGUUUGGCCGUGUCCGUCCCGCGGUAUUGGAUUCCGGGGCGUCUGUGUUCCCGGCGCUCACACCGAACCGAACAUUGCACAUUAGGUUUCAACCAAUCGAGUAGUCCGUUUCCAUCAGUUGUUUGGUUGGUUUUUCAUCUACAACGAAAGCAUGCCAUGUGACGGUAACGGUGGUCAGUAGCAACCAGACUACGUGCUGAGCAGCACAUACACGGCCCACUAGGAUUGGUUUUUAAUUUCUAAAAAGCCUGAAAUGGGAACCGAGAACAGAGCUAGUGGCUAGAAUGCCACCGGCAACCGUAACUACUUUACACACAGUGACCACAUGUAACUCCGCAAUUACCGACCGAUAACGGACGGGCUGAUAUUGAAGGGAAGGGAAGGACACAGUAACAGUAACAAUAACACUGCCAGUAGAAUCUUCGCCUCCAGCAGCAGCAGUACGACGCACCCUUUGGCGACGCACUAGGGCGGCGAAUGCGAACGGGGCCGAAGAGCAGAAUCCAAUCCAGUUAGUAUAAGAACUUGUACUCAUGAUCAGUUAUUGUUCGCUUUUUGAACGUCUCGCGGCUAGAAUAGACAUGCAGAAAGAGACAGACAGAGAGGCAGGGAUGGAGGGAGGGCAAGGUGGAGAAAAAGUAAUGGCAAGGUCCUAUCAUUGGCUUCAUGCGCCACAAUCGCUUCUUGUUCUCGCUUAUCUUAGCAAGCCUCUAAGCAACUCAUUACGCGUAUGCCAUAAGGUAGCAGCACUUAAGAGCAGCCUACUACUGCCACGGAGGUCCUGCAGUUGCUCCUAUCACCACCAUCAUCAUCAUCACCAACAUCAUCAUCAUCAUCAUUAACAUCUCUCUUCGCCCUUUUCACAAAUGCUCUUACUCCUUAAGCUUAUCGCGCGCUUAUCCGCCGCUGAUUGCCAAGAAGACGAAAAACAGAAGAAGAUGAAGAAGAAGAAAUAGAAGCAAUUGCCAGGUGAUGCAUUUAUCCGAUUAUCAUAGUUGGCGGCGACAGGCCGAUGAAAAUAGUGAAGGACUGAUCUUGGAAAACCCGAUACGGAGGGGUUUGCUAAGAUGCUGGAGCUGGUGCUGCAUCACGUGUCCGUUUGGUUAUUGGUUUGAAUUUUGGAAUCGUCUUUUGCACUACCAGACUUUUGUAAAUACCCAGGUACGCGUUAAGUGAUAAUGUUUUAAUGUGUAGCAAUUGACGCUCCGUUUUUCCGUUUCUUUUACUUCUAUCGUUUAAGUGCUCUAGUAGUUAGUUAUUUUUGCGAUCUUAUAUCUGAGUGUGUGAUGUCUCGGGGAGCCCUUAUUACGAUAAGUGGGAGGGGGAGGGGAAAUUUCAUUUUUUUUUAUGAAAAUUUUCGAUAAAAUGCUCAUCAGCGAACAGUUGUUGUUCUUGAGAGCUCGAUAACGGUAUCCAACAUGAAACACACAAACAAAAGCAUCUAGUCAUCCAUGUUCAAUCUCCCCUAGUGCACUCGGGUGCAGUGGUUCGUCUUCGAUUAUCCACAAUAGGUACCACUACUAACACCGUGAUGCCAUUAUGAUUCAAAUAUACCCCCGUACCCCAUUUAGUGUAUCGUGGUAUCUUGUCUCUUGAAACGGAAUUCUCUUUUAGUUAACUGCAGCUACAGUGGACAGGGGUUAUCGGUUAGAGGAUGGUUCUGUAAAACGUUUUCUUUCUCGAAGGGACACGGUUCUUGGUGAAAAUGAGGGAGAGGAAAAGAAGGACAUCGAUCGAAGCAAAACAAUUACAGUAAUUGUGAGUACGCUAGCGUCCGGAUGGGGAAUACAAUAACAUAUUAUAGUAACAGUUUCUUAAGCAAACUUAUAUACAUAUAUUAUAUUAUAUUAUAUUAUAUUAUAUUAUAUUCGCGAUCACCAAGUGGUAUGAGAGCAGAGGAGGUUGCAGGGGAACGAGGGAAU
Molecule: messenger RNA, 5527 nt
Organism: Anopheles darlingi
Lineage: Eukaryota; Metazoa; Arthropoda; Insecta; Diptera; Culicidae
Gene: otk
Product: tyrosine-protein kinase-like otk
Exons: 12
Coding region: 9-3548 (1179 amino acids)
Biological process (GO): axon guidance; protein phosphorylation; dendrite self-avoidance
Cellular component (GO): axon; plasma membrane
Molecular function (GO): cell-cell adhesion mediator activity; ATP binding; protein kinase activity
Source: RefSeq, a predicted model, not a curated record